Messenger RNA from Toxorhynchites rutilus septentrionalis, 17959 nucleotides. RefSeq names its product octopamine receptor Oamb (gene Oamb). The transcript is spliced from 7 exons. Gene Ontology annotation, molecular function: G protein-coupled acetylcholine receptor activity. The record is from RefSeq and is a predicted model, not a curated record. Lineage: Eukaryota; Metazoa; Arthropoda; Insecta; Diptera; Culicidae. Gene Ontology annotation, cellular component: plasma membrane. Bases 2523 to 4226 code for a protein of 567 amino acids. Gene Ontology annotation, biological process: adenylate cyclase-activating adrenergic receptor signaling pathway.
UCUGGAGAAACGCUACCGUAGCACGCGACCCAUCCGCGAAGCCCACUGAAUGGGCAGUUGCCGUUUGUUCCUCGUGCCGUCUGGUCGCGCGGAUUGGUUGCGAAUUCCGAGGCGCGCGCGGGAAUAGAACUGUGAGUUCCCACCAGGAUUGCUGCUGGUAGCACCUGUACGUGUGCGCGUGUGCGUGUGUGUGCGCGCGUCGUGUGUCGUUUGUCUGUGUGGUCCUCCGGUCUUACAACUCCACUCUACGUCGUUAGUUUCCUGGUUCCGCGGGAAGACGCCGGACAGAGGGCCACACGAGAGAGUUGAUUGAACCGACCCCCCAAAGCUGCAGUGUGGGAGGUCAUUUCCACCGAAAUUUCCGCAGUGUGUCACGGGAUGGAAGUGAUUUUUUCCUGGAGAAAAUUGCGCUAGAUUAAGUUCUGGGGAAACGAAUAAUGUGAACGAGGGAACAGAAUAAAUGAGUGCGAAAACAAGUACGAGAUGAAGCCGAGGAAAUCUGAUAGUAUUACUAGUGUAUAUGUUUUCAUUCGAAUUAUUUGAAGCGGAAAAAUGCUGACGAGCUUGGUGGGGCGAGUUUUGGUUAAGUAUUAGCGAAAAUAGAAAUAAAUAAAACAGCAGCUGUGCAACGAUCACAGCAGGAAAAAUAUAAAAGUGUUCUGAACGGAGCUGAUAAAAUACCCAUUAAAAGUUGCGGCUUCAGCUAGAGUGGCAGAAAGAGAUGCAAGUAAUGCAGUUGGUGAGAUGAAAGCAAAAGUUCUCCGAAGUGCAAUGGCGGUGAAUUCGGUAGCCAAAUGAAUGAGCAUGACCAUAGCUAUAGUGCUUCAGGGCAUCGUAAAUUAUCCGAAACAGUGUGAAACGUGAGUUCUGAAUAUAUUGUGGAACUUGAAACCAACGUUUGCCAACAAGAGAAGAUCGACCCACACUCGAACAAAAGAUUUCCCAGCGCCCAGAUGCAACCCUCACGCCGCCAACACGCUGCGGCAAUGGAAUAGAACUUCCGGAAGCGUGCGAAAUUAUGCCCUCGACGAGUGGAGCUUAGAAGAAACCCCCCACAUUCCAAGCUAAAGAGUUUCCCGGAGACGACGUCGACGACGACGACGAAGGCAGAGCCGCAUAAGAAUUGAAGGCUUACCCGAAGGUGCCAGAAUUCACGCUUCCUGCGUUCCUUUUCCGUGUGGCGCCCGAUUUCCGCCCCGCUCCGUUGCAGAAAACGUGACGCAAGAGAUUCCCGCCGGAAGAGAGCGUGAAAGCCGGGCGUUCCGUAGAGGGUGACCAGGUGCGCGCCGUGGAGUGGAGCGCGAAAGUACACAUAAUUGGAAUCUAAACAAUCGUUCCGACGACGUGCUCUGACCCCCCGUGCCUCCACUCCCCGACCCUUGCGUGCGCUUCGGAUGCCGGUGGGAAGAUUGAAGUGUUUUUCUCUUUCUCUCCGGGGCCGGAAGGGUGAAAGCUUUUCACGUGCCUAGUGGUGAACAUAGUUUGUGAGUGAAUAUAUGUGCUUCGUUUUAUUGCUGUGAACGAAGAAGGUCUGUGACAUUGUGAAGCCGAGCAGUAUAAAAGAGAUGGGAAAAUUGAAACAAAGUGAAUAGUGUACGGUGAGAAUGUCAAGGUCGAUCACCUAAAAUGCGAUUCCAGUUGGGGAAUCAAUAAAGAAGAAGAGAGUGUCGCGAAAGGAAACGACCGUUUUCCUCCCCGUUCAAGCGAGCAAGCAAACAAUUUCCGGACGAUUAAGGACGAAAGCAGCACUCGGUGGGUGGUUUUGUAUGCGACGGUAUCAUACGAACUGAAGCGGGUUAAGCGAGUGUGUGGUCUAUUGUGAAUAAAGUGUAAGAGACAGGAGAUACGGUGAUUUUUUUUCCCCCAAGGGUUUGCUUGAAUGGCUGCCGCGGAACAACGCUUGCAGUGGUGGUGGCGAAGAUUCCAUCGUAAUCCAGUCAGCCAAAGCGGAAUCGGUCAGGAUCAAGCGCUGGCCGGGCUGUCGUCCAGAGCGCAAAAUGGCUAGACGACUCGGCUGGACGAAGGUGAGAUUUGUCGUCAAAACGAACGCAACCCUUGCUGCAGCUGCUGCACGCGUAAGAAAAAGAAAAGUCACCAGACCAAAACCGACCACAGCAGUCGGAAAGGCGCCACGAAGGAGCCGAAAACUCGGGAAGCAGUCGUUGUCUGUUCGCCGAUCGAAUCAAGAUGACCGGCAGCAACUAGCAUUUCGUGUUUGUCCAGUGAACAAUCAAAACUUCUAUAACAACAGUAUUCGGAGCAGACCGGUAGUGCCACAACUGCGAGUGCGACCGCCCUACUUACCGCUGGCAACACUGUCGCAUCAUCCGCCAGUACCACUAAUCGAGAAGGGGUGCAAAAGUCCCUCCUGUAGUCGACACGCUCGGCAUAAGCACAAAUAGAGGAAGGCCAUAGCCGUAGCCGUGUCUUCGUUAUAACGUUACUCAAUCAAGAAACGGAUACAAACAAACACAAAUCAGAACCAGAAAACCAGUGACAACAGCAGCAGCAGCAGCAGCAGAAUGAACGCAACCGAGUGCGACAGCCUGAUCACAUCGGUCGUGUGGACCGAGCCGAAGAAAAUCCUGCUGCUGGCCAUCCUCAUCUUCAUCGACGUGUUGGUCAUCGCCGGAAAUACGCUGGUGGUGGCCGCCGUCACUAGUUCGCAUAAGCUUAGGAGUGUUACCAAUUUUUUCAUCGUUAGUCUAGCCGUUGCCGAUUUGUUAGUUGGAUUAGCUGUAUUGCCGUUUUCGGCCACCUGGGAGGUGUUUAAGGUAUGGAUUUUCGGAGACGUGUGGUGCCGCGUAUGGCUGGCCGUCGAUGUCUGGAUGUGCACCGCCUCAAUACUGAAUCUGUGUGCAAUUUCCCUGGAUCGCUACGUGGCCGUCACGCGUCCCGUAACCUACCCGAGCAUCAUGUCUACCGGGCGGGCCAAGUCGCUCAUCGCCGGGCUGUGGGUGUUGUCCUUUGUGAUCUGCUUUCCGCCGCUGGUCGGGUGGAAGGAGCAGAAAGUGAAAGAGAACCUAAUAUAUCAGUAUGGAAAUCACACGCUGGUGUCGGUAACGCCGCCGCCAGCUAAUUCCUUAUCCUCAUUGUCGUCGUCGUCUUCAUCCUCAUACGUGUCAUCAUCAUCGUCAUCGUCGACCAUUAUUACCGCAAUUGGCGGCGGGGUGGAAGCGGGUCCGAAUCCGCCCUGUCCGUGGACCUGCGAGCUGACAAACGACGCCGGUUACGUCGUCUACUCGGCCCUCGGUUCCUUCUACAUACCGAUGUUCGUGAUGCUGUUCUUCUACUGGCGCAUUUAUCGGGCCGCCGAACGGACAACCCGUGCCAUCAAUCAGGGAUUUAGGACUACCAAAGGUGGUGGCAAGAAGAGCAAUAACUUCGACGACAGUCUGACGCUUCGGAUGCACCGCGGCAAGGGCGUCGGAGCCCUGAUGGCCUCGACCAUGCGCACACACAACAUGCUCAUCGAGGGCUCCGUCAAGACACCGACGGGGGGAGGAGGAGGACCCCCACUCGGUGGCACCCAAUCAUCAGCAUCCGCAUCAUCAUUCCACAAUCCCCAAAUCGCAAUCUCCUGUCCCAGUGGGAACACCUCCUCCCAUCAAAAUCUGACCAGUCCCACCGUGUCGCUCAACUCGUCGCUGCAGAUCAAUCUUCAGCAUCACCAGAAUCAACAGCAGCAGCACAACGGAGGUAACACGCGCCACCAAUCGUGUCGAGACUCGCGCCGGAAGUCCGUCUUCAAGGAAGCCCCCGCCGGCAUUUCGCGUGAUCUUUCGCCGAACUCCUCGAAGAAGCUCGGCAAGAAGCACCUGAAGGUGCAGGUCAAGCGGUUCCGGAUGGAAACCAAAGCCGCCAAAACGCUGGCCAUCAUCGUGGGUGGUUUCAUCAUCUGCUGGCUGCCAUUCUUCACGAUGUACCUGGCGCGGGCCUUUUGCGACGAUUGCAUCAACGAGACGCUCUUUUCGAUCCUCUUCUGGCUCGGGUACUGCAACUCGGCCGUCAAUCCGUUCAUCUACGCACUGUUUUCGCGAGACUUUCGGCAGGCCUUCAAGCGGAUCAUAAUGCGCUGCUUCUGCUGGAAGCGGUUCAAGCUUAAUCUGAUGAAGAAGUCGUCCACCACGCACCAGCACGCGAACAACCACAGCUACAGCCCGUCGGCCUUCACUCCGCUGGCGUCGACACCGCGAACCGAGCUGGGAAGUGCGGUAUUCAGAUGACGGUCCUUCAGCUCGCUGGAACCACCAGCGCCACCGUACGGGUAUGGGAAGAAGUAUGCGGGAAUGGCCGGCAUUGGGUUGUCUCGGUCUGUUUCGGUGAGAGCCGGUUCGUACAAUAUGGACAAUAUUUGUCAUCCGCUGGUGAUCCGUGAGUGCCGGAGUCAGACCGGUGCCGGUGAGUUGAGAGGCCAGCAGCGGACAAUCGCCGAAGAGGAGCAGCAAGCGAAGGAGGAAAAGGUGGGCGUGGCCGGGUCGGGAAGAGCAGGCAAAUCGAUGACGAGCUUGUAAGGGUUUGGGUGUGGAUGGGUUGGUGGUCAUAGGCUGGAUCGCGAAUGACUCACUGGGGGAUUCAUGUGGUAUGUUCACCAUUUUCGAGUGGUAAUUAAUGGAGUUAUCGGAGGUUGAUAUAAUUGGUUAUUGUUACCAAAGUCCAGUGUUGUGUUAGUGAUCAUUGUGAUAAGCAGUCAACGGCCAUCUUUUUUGUUGCUGGUGCCGAAUUUGAUCAUGUAGAUGCGAGACUAUUCUACACUGUAUUGUUCAGAGUAAAUUUGAAAUUUGUCUCAACAGAACCAACAAUCACAAUAGGAUUCAGCGAUAGACUAUACAUAUGAUCCUGCGAUGCUAAGUUGAUUCUACUUCAAUAUACAUGUUGUAUUCGAAACGCACUCACUGAAACUAAUGAAAACGACAUGAUGAAAUCGUUUGCAGUAGGCCGACAUGAGCAUUCAGUUACCGGCGGUGUAGUGGUAAGCAUAACUGCUGUUUCCUUCUACAGCUCUUCUUCCCACCUUUUUUUGGAGGAAGGUCUGGAAAAAUCCAUUUUGAUAAAAUGAAUCGGAUAAAACUUUCGAUUGAAUAGCUACGAAAGUCGUUCCGCAUUCGGAAAGAAACUUUUUGACGAUGAUAAGUGAUAUUUCAAUUUAAAUCGCCAACGAACCUUCAGAAAGAAAACGACUGCGAAAAAUAACAAUACAGGUGAAUUGAUAUUUCAGUAUGUCUAGAGAAUAUACCGAUUUAACUUCACCUCGACUGACUAAAAUGAAUUAAUCGAAAGUGAGCUGAAAAUGAAAAUGAAGUGAGAGGAACAAGCAAAACAAUCAUUUUCAUUUCUAAUGAUCAAAAAUGACAAGCUCUGUUUUGAAUUUUGUACAGCAUUUAGACUUUAGAUUCUAAAUAAGAAGACAUUCAUCUGGAAUUUUGAAUUUAUUUCUGUGUUCUUAUUUUUUCAUUUAAAAAUUGUAUUCUGGAUUUUAAUUCUUCGUACGGUGUUCAAACCAGGAAUCUGGAAUCUAGAUAUGCUUUUAUAUGAUUGAUACUUAUUGAACCGAAAACUUGUUUCAAUAGCUUAGAAAUAGUUCUGAAAACAAGAUAUUUAAAUCACACAAAUCCGUGUACAAGCUGGCGCCCACUCGGGAAUUCACUCGAAUCGGAAAUCCAUUUUGUUGUUUUUGCGAUAAGGAUGGUCACGCUCAUGCGCCUAUGCAUUAUGCUCUUCUCUCCCAAUUCCAUUUCUUUUCUGCAGUCGGACUAAACGGAGCCGCAUUGUUUGUGAAAGGCAGCAGUUUUAUUAUCGAAUGCUUCCCGAUGAAAUCUCUAAGAGUUAUGUGCUUGAUGCUUAUUGAUUGCUAAGCCAACGUUAGCCCUUCGUCCACCUUGCGGUUAUAUCACAGAUAUAACCCCCUUCCAGUUUUUGCCAACAGAAAUCAAGUUUUCGUUUCACUUUAUGUGGACGAUAAAAUGAGAUUUUAGACAUGGGCAACGAAGUACAUGUCGAGGUGGAGUAGUAGUCAAAUUAUUCAAGAGGCAGAUUUAUAUUCAUUCUCCACGCCAAUUGAAGCAAUCAUUUGCUUCAACUAGAAAUGAAUUGACAAACAUUAAGAGCGAAAUUAACUGACGAACGAGUCAUGUUUGGCAGCGAAUGCGUUCAUUGUGAUCCAAUAACAGAAGAGAGGAAGACGUUUAUGGAAGUGUACCAGCUCGAAACGAAGCGACUGGAAGGAAAGUUAAUCUUCAUGUUUCAUUUUCGAAAAGGUUGGACCCUGGUCUGGAGAUUUUAGGUUCAAAAUAUGUUCUGCAAUCUGAAUUUGUAAUAAAAUUCGGGAUGUCUAAUAUAAGUCUGAGUUCAAAAUACAAAUCUGUAGACCACAAACUUGGAUUCUGAUCAUGAGAUCUUCAUCUAGAAUAUGAAAUACGAAUAUGGGUGAAUAUGAAAUCUAAUUCUGAAAUCUGUUUCUGGAAGGUAAUUCUAAAAUUUAAAGGCUAAAAUAUAAAUUUGAAUUCACCCAAACUAACGUUGGCAGAAAGGAAAUCAUAUUUGACACACAAAAAAAAAUGCCUUUUUGCGUGUUAAAAGGUCAAGUGCACAAAUAAAAGCAGACCUGUCAUUCUCUCAGACUUGGAAUUACAACAAGAAAAAUAGCUGUUUUUUUCAUUAUUUUUACGUUCAAGUAAUGUAAUGAAUGAGGAUGUCAAAAUAUGUACUAAAUAUUUAUUUUGGGUGUACGAUCUUAGUCUAGAAUCUGAAGCUCAGAUUUUGAAUUCAGAUUCCGAAUUUGGAGUCCGUUUUUCCCAUUUAAAUCUUAUUUGAAUUUUGAAACUCGAAUCUGUGGCUCAAAUCUAGAAUCUGAAGUUUGGUUCUACAGUAAAAACCUGAAUUUUUGGCUCUGAGUUUGGAUUGUUUAGACAUCUUUAGCAUCUGUAGCUUGAAUUAAGGGUUCAAAUAUGUUUUGGAAUCAGAAUAAGGAAUAAAAUCGAAAUCUCCAGUCCAAAUCUGAAACCAAAACUCUUAAUCUGAGAUCUGACUCUGUAUAUUAAUCAUAGAAUCCGUAUCUUGAUUCUUGAGUCUGAAUCCGAAAUCUAACGAUGGAAUCUGCUUCUAAAUCUGCAAACCUAAAUCUGGAAAUCGAAUCUGAAAUCCUAAAAUAGAAUUUUCGAAUAUGAAUCUGAGAUAUAUUCAAUUUAAAAUCUAGAACAAACAAUUUAAAUCGGAAUCCGAAUUUUAAUCUGACGAUUGUGAAAUCGAAUUACGGAAUGUUUAUUAAACAUUUUGAAGUGUGCACAUUGAAUUUCAAUUUUAACAUUGGCUCUUCAAUCUUGAUUAUCAACACCAAAUAUGAAAUCGGAAUCAGCAGCCUCACGAUGGAAUGAGGAUUAGAAUCUAAAUUUGAGAUUUGACUCUGAAAUCUAUGAAAAAUCUGAAUUCUAAAUGUAAGAAGCUGUUUCUGGGCAAACAGUUUUCAAUUUAGAAUCCGUACUUGAGAUCUUGUGUUGUCACUGGAAUCUACAAUCAGAAUUUUGGCUCCAGAGCCUUGGAUCUGAAUUUCAGAGUGAAGAUUCUGGAAAUGGAAAAUGGAAUCUUGAUAUGAGAUUUUGACUCUGAAGACGGAAACUUUGAAUCUGAGAUUACGAAUCUGAAGUCCAGUUUUCGCUUAUAAAUAUGAAUUCAAGAUCCCAAAAUUGUAGCUCAAAUCUGAAGUCUGAAGCCGAAAUGCAAGCCGAAAUGCAAGCCGAAAUGCAAUAACACAUCAUCAUCAUAUAUAUUUACCUCGAUCAAUGCAUGGAGGUGGAAUAUGUGGAGAUGAAAUAUAAAUGCAGCCGAUUUUUGUAAUUUUCCUUAUAAAAUUCGAAUUGCCAGAGAACGACGCGUAAAUUUAGUGUUUCAUGUGAGCUCGGAGGAACCGGAUAACGGAAUUUUUAUUAUAAACUUCUAACCUGAAUUGGCGGUCCAAAUCAAGAAUCCUACCUUGUUGAUUGAAUCUUUAAUAUCAAUGCAAAAAAUUGUCUGUUGGUGAAAUUUGAAUAAGGUUUUUUUUAUCCGAGAUCCGAAUCUGGAAUCUUGAAACAAUCUGAUGUCUAAAUUAACGUUCUCAACCUGAAAUCGGAAUAUGUUUUUGAAUCUAAAUUUAGAAUCCGAACCUGAAAUCUUGUGUUGGCAUUGAACUCUGAAUCUGGAUUUUGAAUCCUGAAUAUGAUUGUAAAUUUGAAAUUUAAAAUUUGCGGCUAACUAUGGAAUCUGAAUAUUGGAGCAAAUAUUGAGAAAUCUGAGGUUUGGAUCGGAAAAUGAUAUCUUGAUUCUAAUCUGGAAUCCAGCCUUGAUUUAAUGAUCUGGUUUUUGGAUCCUGAGUCAUUUCCAUUCUUAAUUUGGACUAUGGCUCUGAACCUUGGAAUCUAGAAUCUCGUUUUGUAGUCUGAGACUGGAAUUUUCUGCAUUUAGAAUCUGAUUCUAGAAGCUAGUUGCAAUAUUUAAAUCCUGUUUUCGGAAUCUUCAAACUGGCAUUCUGAUUUGAAACCUGAACCUGUAAUUACAGUCUGAUUCUGAAGUUGGAGUUUGACUUUUAAGUCUCGUUUUCAAAAUCUUUACCUGGAUUUCAGUUAUAUAAAAAAAAGAACUGUUAUUUGUAGUUUAAAUUAGUAUCUGAGUAUCCAAAAACGUUGGACUUUUCGAUGUUGAUAAACAGAUAGAAAGUAGAAUAGAAAAUAUGAAUCUGAAUUUAGAAAUGUUAACCCUUUGCGGUCGGAACUAAUUUUCCUCGAGAGAGAUCCUCUUAUCUUUCCAUGCUAAUAAUAUUUUGUUUACACCGAGUACCGUUAUUCAAAGAAAAUCCGUGUACAUUCGUGAAAAAGUUCACUAGAUAUUGAAAUUUGUUUAGAAAAAAGUAAACUAUUACAUCGUGAAAUAAAGUAUUUAGUAUGAUUUAGUAGUAUGAUUUUAGUAUGCUAGGGAGGCUGAGGCCUGACAAAAGACCGCAAAGGGCUAGAUUUGGAAUUAGGAAUUCGUUGCAUUGAAUUCUGGAACUAGGCUUCGAAUCAGGAAUAAGGACAUAAAACUCAAAGCGUUACGAAAUAUGGAGCAAUGAGUAUUUAUCUGUAAUCAAUAUCUACAUCCAAAAUUAUUUUUAUCAAUUGUUUUGGCAUCUCGAUUUAUUACAUUAAAUGAGCCUAAAAACAACUGAAAAUGCGCUACUCCCCAAUUCCGGUAUAGCAUUUGCAUAAUAUAUAUCUUAUAGCAAUAUAGGAUCAAUAUGAGCGAGCGAAACAGGAGACACAUUGCAAAUAAGCACGCAUUAAAGCUUUUGUCAUAGUUUGUCAAAUAAACGGCCCAGACCGAAAAAAGUUAUAGAUUCACGUUUAUCAUCUUCUGUUUACUCUUAGAAAACACUUUCUAACAUCAUUUUAUAAUGAGGUCUUAUAUUAUCUCGCAUUUGUACAACGGUACCAGUGGCUAUGAGGAUAGCAUGGGUGUGUAACACAACCUUGCAUUCCAACCGGCCUUGGUUCGAUCCCCGAUGACAUCGUUUGGACUUUUUUUUUUAGGAUGCAAACCCAAAAGAGAUGAAGAAUGAAAGAAAGGAAAAGGAGUCUGCUCCCAUACAUACAAACAAUUUAAAGCUUUUAAAACAAAUACUUUUAUUUACUCAUUUGACCCUUCAGCACACGAAAAAGCAUUAUUUAUGCCGAAGAAGAAUUGUUUUCUGCCAGCGCUAGUUUGGGUGUAGGGUUUGAAUAUGGAAGAAUGAAAUUUUUAAUUCCGAAUUUGGAGCCCAGUUUUAACAUUCAAAUAUGAAACCUCCUGAAAUUGCGAGUUUACAGUCCAAAUCUGGACUCUAUUAUUGAAUCUUGCAAUCUUUACUUGGUAUUUGAGUUCGGGAUCAGAAUUUUAAAUCGGAAAUAGGAACCCCAAUAAGGUUUUCUGGGUUGGCUAAUCGCAAAUCUAUAGGCUGCCCCCAGAAUCUGAACUGAUAUUGUAUUUGAGUCUGAAAACUGAUGUUGAUGCUUCAGUUGGUGUUUGAAUCUGAAGAUUUAAACCGAAAUUCGGGAGGAUUUAAUGGAGGAUUUUGUAAUCAGAAUACAGAAUCUGGAUUUUAAUUCAAAUUUAAAGACACAAUUUGGUUUCGGCAUCCUAAUUAAAUAUCGUAAUUUGAAAUCCAAACAUUUUCAGAUUCUGAACUUGGAACCUUUUUUUUUUUUUAUCUGUAUUAUUAGCGACUUUCAACUCAUUUGGCUGGUUCGUCACUUUUUACUUCCAUUUUUGGAAGAAUGUCGGGAGUGAGAAUUGAACUCGUGACCUUAAGCGUGAGAGGCAUGGAUGUUACCACUACACCAGAUCGCCUCCACUAACUUGGAAGCUGUACUUGAUAUAUGAACGAUGAAUCUGAACCUAAAAGCAGAAUAUAAAAUCGUUGUCUGAAAUCUGAAUCUGGAAAAUAAAUUUGGAAUUUGGAACAUCCCAAUUUUAGUGAUCUGAAUCUUGAAAAGAGGAUCUGGAAUCGAGGAUCUUCAAUCGGAGUCUAUAAGCAGAUUCUGAAAUCCGUAGUCAGAAUUACUGAAUUUCUUCGUCAUUUUGAAUAAUACUUAGUUGGGAUUCUGAUGCCAAAAACAUGCCUUGAAUGUAUUGUAGAACCCCUCAAAUGUCACACGAAAAGAGUUUGUCCGAUUGAGAACUCUUUUGUCAUUUUCAAGUGAAACAGAUUUCAGUCGAUCGCAUUCAAGAAUCUCCACAAUUUUAAGUGAGGAGUUCUUGAAGCGACCGACACCAUCGAGUAUCUCUUUUCGAGUCAAACCCUUUUCGUUUAUUACACCGUCUAUUUCAACGUUGCAACAGGGUACGUAUACGCGAUACUCAAUCGCAAAGAGAUCACAGUGCGUUAUUGCAUUCGCAUGGGCCCUGCUGGAGACGACAACUCGUGAAUUGUCUGGCCCCAUCCGAGUAAUUUCAGUAACAUUGGAAAAAUUCUGCGUUGAUUCUUUUGAGAUGCAAAUGACAUUAAGAGGUUUGGAUUUUCGUCUAAAGUAUACAAUGAACGGACCUUUGAAUCCCUCAUGGUAUUCCUUUAGACGAAAAUCAUGUUUUUCCUCAAUUUCCUCAUCUUCAGAACUUUCUACUUCAUGCACAGAAUUUUCCUCCUCAACGUCUGCUUCAUCCUGCUGCUCUUCAGGAGGUGGGUCAGCAUCAGAAACAUUCAAUGACAUGGAUGGGGGAUCCUCCCCGCCCUCAGCCAUAAUAAUAAAUCAGUCACCCGUUCGAUGUAUAAAAAAAUAAUUAAAAAAUAAAAAAUAAAUUAGUAAACAAAUUAUAGAAUUGUAUUUCUAUUCAAGGUAUAUAUAAAUUAUAUUUAUUUCAAUUUUUUAUUGUAUAAAAUUCAAAAAUGAAAAAAAGUUUCAAAAAAAGUUCAACGGUAAUGUAAGAAAAUUGGACACCCCUAAUGCCAACGCUUGUCGAUUUGGUAAAUACAAUGUUGGACAAUGGUGUAAAUCGUACACAGGAGGUAGAAGGAAUGAUAAAUGGAACAAUAGAAAAAUAAACUUCUAUUUGCGGCUGCUGUGUAGCGUGUGAUGAAUGUGUGUACUGAACAGGAUCCUCAGCUUCUCGAUCGUGCACCACUUUUUAUUGAGCUCGCUUCACUCGCAAUCUGCGUGAAAAAAAAACACCGUUAUCGGAUCGAUGAUCAAACUUGUCCGAUCAGCUCGCGAGUUCUCGAACGAGCUCAUUGUAUCAGGUUCUUCUUGAUAACCUCAUCCAAGUUGGGCUUUCAAACGGUUUUACACCUUUUUCGACAAAAAAAACAGUUCCGUCCUCGAAUUAGAGUUAAAUUAAGGAAAAUGGGAAGAAUAGACAUUUUCCUAUCGUGUUCUUGUGGCCGAGUAUGUAUGAGGGAGGUACAAUAUUCAAAUAUCACUGCUAAUAGGACAGCCGUAAAUUGGUCGCUCGAAGUGCAAUUGCAGCUGUUGGCAACACUUGCCUGAACGCACCUUCCAAUUAGAUCAGCCUUUAGCCAACACGUACUUUCAGUGACGGGUAGACCAAUACGUCACUGGGUGAGUAGAAGGAAACGUAAAAAACAAUAACACAGGUCAACAAUUGAAUUCAUCGCUUAUGCAUUGCUCCUGGAAAUCUUAAGAACUGUAAAGUGCUUAUAUUCUAUUAAUCUUAAACUUCAAGAGACGAAUGAACUCUCAGAGUUUAAAGUCUCUCUAAUUCAAUACCUUCCUUCCUUCCUAAUCUUAAAACAACAUCUUAAAUUUAACUAUCUAAAGCGUCCAAUAGGUAAGAGAUGACAUUUGUACUAAAAGGUACCUAAACCUAAACCUAAACUAACUAGGACUAGGACUUAUUACAUAAUUACAAACUACGACUACGGCUACGACUACGGACUACGACUAGAAACUACGAUUAGAGACUACGACUAGGGCAUACGACUAAACCUACUGAAGAUUUAACGCUCGGGAACUCAUUAAAUUGGGAAAAGGGAAAACUAAACGUAAGUCUAAAUCUACUACUUAUCUACUUCCGUACCUACCUGAUGAACAAAAUAGUUAAUAAUUAAAAUUGUAACAGGAAAUUAUAUUCUCGCAAAAUUGGAUCACACGACUUUCAUUCAAUUCCAACAAUUCGAGAAUUAUAAAUUCGGAAACUUCCCGUUGAAAUUCAUUUCAACAGCAGCAUUCACUCUACGGACAAUGUGGAUAGAGAUAAGACCUUAGCUCAUCCGUAUUCUAUUCAAUGAGUACAAACAAGCCAGUCGCGAUUUCAAAACCCAGUAUUCACAAUUCGUCAGUCAUAUAGCUAGCGACCGGACGGCAGCGAAUCUUUAGAACAACCUUUCCCAAGACCGAGUGUUUAGGCGAGUUUUCCAAUUUGGUCUUUUUCAAGGCUAGAGGCGAAUGCAAUUCAAAACAUUAUCAUCAUCAAUGAAGCGAUCUCGCUUCAGCAAUCAAACAGCAGCUUUUCUCAAUGACGUCAGCUCACAAUUGUUUUGCUCGAUUCCAGAAAAGAUUCUUCUUCUUCUUCUUUUUGGCUUUAAACUUUUCAAUUCAUUCGCCUCUAAAAGAAAGAUUGAUUGAUAGAUAGCGCACUGUAUGGUGUAAUUUUGUUCGGUGUGGGCACCGCGUCGAUUUGCAUGCCGUCUGGUGAAGAGUGCCUCUGUAUUUUUGCCUCACAUUAUAUUUGAAUCUGUACUGGGGUGUAAGUUUAAAAUUCCUGCAACAAGAGCGCUACGUUUGGGGUGCAAUGUUCCGCGCGUUGACACCUCUUUGUCAGUUGUACAAAGUGGUAUGUCAAUCACUUCAUUCGAAAGAUGAAAGGUGUAUGAGUAAUGCUGUUUACUAAUUGAUCCAAAAACUAGUUUAAAUAUCUCAAAACUACUUCGAAAGCAAACUAUUGAAAUAUCAACGAUCUAUAAAUAUGCUUGAAAAUCCAACUUAGUUAAGAUUUGUCGAUGCAUGAAGUUGGCUGUCGGUGAAAGUUCUCUAAAUAUUGUGCUCGCCCUGGCCAAUCUCAGUUUCUAUAUUGCCAAUGCAUCUUCAGAAUAUGCGAGAAGCAAGCAUAGUGUAGAGCGGACUCAAAGCAGAAGAUAACUUUUAAAUAGGACUUACGUCGUUGAUUAUCAUACCGUGGAGAUUGUACGAAUUGUUGAUUUUAUGCUUUAUCGAAUAGACAACGGUAGUGGGGGCAAAUAUAUAAUCGCGUUGAAUCGUACUGUAUGUAGUACGGGAAAAAAUGCCGCGAUACACACUGAAUGCGUUACGUGUAUUGUUCUGAGUGCAUGUACUGUUCUCGCGAGAACAAGGAUGAAUCAUGAAUCGAUAAUUUUCAGCUACGUGUAUAUAACAACCCAAACCCAUCGGACCUUUUCUGGGUCACUAAAACUUCCGACUUUAAGAAUUUUCGAUGCGUUCUAAAAGUCUAUCUCAUAUUUAUGUGUGCCUGAAGAGAGCUUCUGUGAAUUCAGUUGUUGUUUUGAAUUGUAGAGAGUUUCUCCGUUUGUUCGCCUCUAGCCUUGAAAAAGACUAAUUUGAAAUACCAAACUCAACAACCCGGCCUUGUGAAACACUAUUUGCAAAGCCUUGCUACUUAGAUGACUGAUAAAUCAUGAAUGAUUAAUUUGUGAUUUUUCCAAUCGAUCAUGCAACUUUCGUGAUUUCAUUGUGAGAUUGAAAGUGACGUAAGGUAUUUUUCAACGUUGAGAGUUGUGUUCUUCGGUGAAAAACUGAAGUUUAAAUUUUGUUCCGAUGAUAUUGUUUCCGCUCCCACAGCUACCACAUAAUAGGUUCGGUUCGGAUUUUCUGUUACCGUUCUGCGUCUGCUGUGAUGUUUCGUUCUGGGUUGGAAAUGUAGAUUUGCUAGGAGAUACUGAAAGAAGUCCAGUAUUCCAGUUUCAGUGAUCUGGACAGCGAGCAAUCAACAGUACAUGUUGCUUAGAAUUAAUUUGACAAUCUACUCUAAUUGCUUCGCGAAGCGUUCGCGCUCCUUACUCAAUGAAAGCUUUCAUUUGUCGGCCCCUGUCAUUGGUGUCAAGUAUUUGUAUCAAAGAGUUUUAUUAUUCGAUUUUUUCAAUGUUUGUACUCGCCGGCAAUAAUUGAGUAGUUCUUUUGUUAAAAGUGCGGUCGUGAUUUUUGUUUGCGGCCCGCGGCACCAUGACUAAUCCGUCUUUGUGGUCCCCAUGAAAAAGAGAGUGAGUACCGCUGGGUUAAACGAUUUGAAAACGCUGUAAACAUGGAGGAAACUAUAAUUUUGGAAAAUAUUCUAAUUGGGAUAAAGGGUGUGUCACAUCAAAUUGCAUCACGGAAAAAACGCUGUAGAAAUUCGCCCAGUAGACCGAUCCUUUUGAAAAUUUUAGACAGUAAAAUAAAAACUAAUAAACAACUUUUGGCAUUUUCUUUUUAUUCAUACUUCGAGCCCGUAUGCUCGCACCUUCCUCUUUACCCCGUCCAUGAGGUUCUGUACAACGUCAGGUUGUAGUUUUUUUUGAACAGAAAUCCAUUUUCUCUUGAAGUCCGCCUCCGAUUUGACAACUUUUGGGUUCUUCCGGAGGGCCUGCUUCAUAAUCGCCCAAUAUUUCUCUAUUGGGCGAAGCUCCGGCGCGUUGGGCGGGCUCAUUUCCUUUGGCACGAAGGUGACCCCGUUGGCUUCGUACCACUCCAACACGUCCUUUGAAUAGUGGCACGAAGCGAGAUCCGGCCAGAAGAUGGUCGGGCCCUCGUGCUGCUUCAAUAGUGGUAUUAAGCGCUUCUGUUGGCACUCCUUAAGGUAAACUUGCCCGUUUACCGUGCCGGUCAUCACGAAGGGGGCGCUCUGCUUUCCGCAAGAGCAGAUCGCUUGCCACACCAUGUACUUUGGCAAACCAUGGCAAACUUGGAUAGUUUCUGUAUGCGAAUCUCCUCCGGAACGCUGAAUUUGUCCUCUGCGGAGAAGAACAACACGCCCGGCAGCUGACGAAAGUCCGCUUUGACGUAGGUUUCGUCGUCCAUUACCAGGCAAUGCGGCUUCGUCAGCAUUUCGGUGUACAGCCCCCGGGCUCGCGUCUUCCCCACCAUGUUUUGCCUUUCGUCGCGGUUAGGAGCCUUCUGAACCUUGUAUGUACGCAGGCCCUCCCGCUGCUUGGUCCGCUGGAUGAAUGAACUUGACAAAUUCAGCUUAUUGGCGACAUCCCGGACCGAACUUCUCGGAUCACGUCUAAACUGCUUAACUACGCGCUUGUGAUCUUUUUCACUGACGGAGCAUCCAUUGCCGUUCUUCACCUUCCGGUCGAUGGUUAGGUUCUCGAAGUAUCGUUUUAGUACUCUGCUGACCGUGGGUUGGACGAUUCCCAGCAUCUUACCGAUGUCCCGAUGUGACAACUCCGGAUUCUCGAAAUGAGUGCGCAGGAUUUAUUCAUGACGCUCUUUUUCGUUCGACAUUUUUCCAAAUUUACGAAAAAUUGACAGUGAAGCAUGGCCAACGUGACCUAUACACUCUUAUCUGAUUAUAAGCGAAAGCUGAAGAUAUAAUUCCUAAAAAUUAAAUUUCUACAGCGUUUUUUCCGUGAUGCAAUUUGAUGUGACACACCCUUUAUGUUCUUAUUUUGACGCCAUUUCCGACUAUGCACUUGCAAUAUCAACAGAACUUGUGUUUUUAGAAAGAACCCAGACACUCGUUCAUCAAUUUGUGAAAUAUUUCGCAUACUGAUGGAAUAUUUCAAAGCAUUAAUGUGUUGAAGGGUUGUAUAGCCAAUCAGGAACAUGUCUCGAAACGUGAGGUUACAUAAUUUAUAUGUUCAGAAAAAUGAUCUGUACAGCGAAUCAUUCACUCAAUAUAGUCUUGAUUCCACAGGCUGUAUGGUAUGCAUUGUCAUUUUGUUGAAUACAUAUAUAUCACCUAGAUCAAACCGUAGACCUUGCGUCGCAAUAUCGGACGCCAUGUAAAAUAACAUGAAAUGUGUAGGAGUGAGAAUUAGCUCCUAGAAUGAGUUUCAUAGGAAGUAGGAGUCCGACAACGGUCCAUGUGCAUUCCCUCAAACCAUAUUCAUUUUUAUGACGCUGCAGUAUCAGUGAUAGUUGUGAUAUUAAACGUUAAUCAACUGUUUAUCCGUUGAUCUUUGGGUAAUCACCACCUCAAAACCCCCUCAGCGAGUCAUUCCGAUGAAAAGUGAAAAUCACAUACACAUAAAAAAAGAGAUCGAACAUUCGACAGAGAAUCACGUCGCAUCGCAGCAAUUCCGACUGCAACAGGGUAUUAGUAUCGUAAGCAAUUGUAGCCAACUAACUUGAGUGGUAGCUCGCAAACUAAUUGAGCGGGCGUGAGCUACAAAGUAACACACACCAUAGCCUAGGGUGGAGCUAGCAAACUCCCUUUCUCAAUGAAGAAAAAGGGGAACGAGUGGAAAUCUAGUUGUUGAUAGCAUUGUAAAAUAUUCUUUGUGUCGAGUCGUACACAUAACCAUUGUUCUGUUUGAUAUUCGCAACCUACGCUAAGGAUAUGAGGUAAGUGUAAAAAUGGUAGACUUAAGGUGCAACAUUCCACUAGAUGUUAAGAUGAACAAAUCAUAUUGAAUGUAAUUAGGAAAGGAGAGAAACGAUACGAGCAGGAUCAAAUGGUUUGAGUUAGGUGUGAAAUUGUUGGUAAGCUGUACAGAAUGGUUGUUGUUGAGCCAAGCAAACUAUUUUUAAACUAUUCUUUGGAUAACUAUCAUCUUCAUGGAAAACAAAAACAAUCAGAAAUAUAACAAACAAAAAAAGCAAUGAGAUUGGCAGUCAUAAACAAUCAUGCAUAGCAAGUAAACAAACAUAAAGAAAUAAUACAAAAAACUGCAUCACAACACAAAGCAAAAAACAAUAAAAUCUAAAAAAAGUAAACCGUAUUACAUGUAUGAGAAGUGCCAUUUUAUACACGCCGCUAUCGUUAGUUGUCGUGCGGAGAAAAAAAAAAAGUACUUAAAAGUAAGUGUAAACGUAUUUUUCGAAACCCAUAUUUGUUAUCUUUUGGAUAAGGAGAUUACAACAAAAUACAACAGAAUAGAACAAAACGCAACGGUGGGUUUCUUGCGAAAUAUGGUAAUAGCAGAAUUGCGACUGAUCUAAAUCUGUAACAUUUUCAGCAAAACAAAUGAUGAAAUGUGAACUAAGCCAAGCGUAACACUAAAAUUUACUCUCCAUCUUGAUAGCGAAACAACACACGCAUACAAACAACUGAUAAGUGUAUAUUAUUUAGUGGAAAACAAAACAAGAAAGAAGAGCAAACGCUAUCUGAAAUCGUAAGUAUUUUUAUGUAUCUCCUUAGGGCUCUCUGGCAGAUAGAUAGUGGGCUCGUGUAUUGUGAACAAUGAAAUAAAACUUAUCACCAAGUAUCGCCAUUCCAUUCCUUUUUCUCCGUGAAACACAAGAACUGAAAUUUAAGGCUUCUCUCAUUUAGUGGGCGAAACUCUCACUUCAAACUUCAAACGACUGCUCAAGAGGAGCGAGUUUGUUACACAAGAAAA